AUGAAGAAUGGCGGAGUCGUCGUGACACAAACAGCUUUCAAGGAAGUCUCUGUCAAUGGUAGUACCCAGCCUGCUCACGUACUGCACGCCAUUGACAGCAGGACCGGGCAGUACUAUGCGAUCCCCAUAGUCCACAACGCCAUCAAUGCCAACGACCUGAAGAAGGUCAAGGCUCCCAAGGAUCCAAACCACCUUGCAGACCAGAACGAACAUGGCCUACGAGUGUUCGACCCUGGCUUCUCCAACACAGCUGUCAGCGAAAGCAAGAUCACUUACAUCGAUGGACAAGAGGGUACAAUCCAGUACCGAGGGUAUCCACUGCAGGAUAUCAUCGGAAAGAAGAAGUUCAUUGACGUGGCUCAUCUUUUAAUUUGGGGAAAGUGGCCCUCCACCGAGGAAGCACAGGGUUUCCAAGAGCGACUCAACCGAGUUCCUCUACUAGACUACCGCGUCUUUCACGUCAUCCACUCGUUCCCCAAGGACGGUGCCAUUGUCGGCAUGCAGAUCGCCGGGCUGUCUUGCCUGCAAUCUCUCGACAUGAGCGCCGUGCCAGCCCACACGGCCAAGGCCCUGUACAUACGGAAUCCCAAGCGCGUCGACGAGCAGAUCGUCCGUGUUCUGGCGAGCCUGUCAAUGAUCACCGCCGCCUCCUACUGCCACCACGUCUCCAUCGCGUUCAAACCCCCGCGGGCCGAUCUUUCUCUCGUCGAGAACUUCCUGUUCAUGUGCGGCUUCGUCGAGACGGACACCGGACUGCCGAGCUCCCGCCACGUCAACAUCCUCGAGCGCCUGUGGGUGCUCGUAGCCGACCACGAGAUGACGUGCUCGACGGCGGCGCUGCUCCAGACAGCGUCCUCCCUCCCGGAUGUCAUCUCCUGUCUCAUCUCGGCGUUCGCCGCGGGCACGGGGCCGCUGCAUGGCGGCGCCAUCGAGGUGGCGUACAAGCACAUCGGAGAGAUCGGCUCGGUCGACAACAUCCCCGCGCGCCUUGCCGCCGUCAAGAGCGGAAAGGACCGGCUCUACGGCUACGGCCACCGCGUCUACCGCGUGACGGACCCCCGGUUCACGUUCAUCAGUGAGAUCCUCGGCGAGCUCGCCGAGGAGAUCGAAAAGGACCCCUUGCUCAAGGUGGCUCUCGCCCUCGACAAGGCUGCUGCCGAGGACGAGUAUUUCAUUUCCAGGAAACUGCGACCCAAUGCCGAUCUUUUCGCUGCAUUCGUGUACAAGGCGCUAGGCUUCCCUCCCGAGUUCAUUUUGGCCAUUUCGGCGGUAUCCCGCUCACAAGGAUUCUUGGCACACUGGAAGGAGGCCAUGGAAGGCUCGCCUCGUAUCUGGCGUCCGAGCCAACUCUAUACCGGCGAUUUGUUUAAGAAAAUGGACGAGUAA
This is a messenger RNA of Pseudomassariella vexata, 1386 nucleotides long. Its product is annotated as citrate synthase-like protein. The record is from RefSeq and is a predicted model, not a curated record. Gene Ontology annotation, biological process: tricarboxylic acid cycle. The transcript is spliced from 4 exons. Gene Ontology annotation, molecular function: acyltransferase activity, acyl groups converted into alkyl on transfer. NCBI's taxonomy places the organism in Eukaryota, Fungi, Ascomycota, Sordariomycetes, Amphisphaeriales, Pseudomassariaceae. Bases 1 to 1386 code for a protein of 461 amino acids.